Messenger RNA from Protomyces lactucae-debilis, 1849 nucleotides. Its product is annotated as tyrosine-tRNA ligase. The record is from RefSeq and is a predicted model, not a curated record. The transcript has a single exon. Gene Ontology annotation, cellular component: cytosol; mitochondrion. Lineage: Eukaryota; Fungi; Ascomycota; Taphrinomycetes; Taphrinales; Protomycetaceae. Gene Ontology annotation, biological process: tyrosyl-tRNA aminoacylation. Bases 83 to 1576 code for a protein of 497 amino acids. Gene Ontology annotation, molecular function: tyrosine-tRNA ligase activity; RNA binding; ATP binding.
GCACUGCAGCCAACCAUGUGACAAGUCAUCUGAAACUCACCGCCCUUCUCGACUCCCGACGUCCACGGGUUUUGUGCCCUUGAUGUGCGUUCCUUUUAGGCUCUACACACCAACCUUGUGCACGCAUGCUAAUAUGCUGGUCAGACUGCCUUUGUAUCGUACAUGCAGGCAUACUCAAGCUUUCCGAUAUACUGCCCUGACAAGAUGCUUUAGCUCUACUCGAAACAAUCGACGCUUCCUCAUAGAAGAGCUGCGCCAGCGAGGCCUCGUCAAUACUACAACGUCACCUCAGCUUGAUCAUGUUCUUCAGAAUGAGCACAUCAAGUUGUACUGCGGUGUAGAUCCUACGGCAGCGUCUUUGCAUCUAGGUAACUUGCUGACGCUGAUGGUGUUGCUGCACUUUCACAUUCGCGGGCAUGGGGCCAUUGCACUUGUUGGUGGCGCUACUGGCCGCGUAGGAGACCCAGCCGGCAAGUCUAGUCAGCGAGAUGUCAUUGCACAGGAAAUCAUCGCGGACAAUGUCGUCAAAAUCAAGACUCAAUUGCAGACUUUCCUAGAUCGUGGAAGCGAGUAUGCCAAGUCUGUCAACCCAGAAUUGCCUGUACCAGGCUCAAGUCAGGUUGUCAACAACGCCGAAUGGUACGAUGGACUGACGUUUAUGGAGUUUAUGCAGACCGUCGGGCGCAAUGUACGUGUCCAACACAUGCUUAAUCGCGACUCUGUCAAGAACCGCAUCUCAAAUGCAGCAGGCAUGUCUUUUGGAGAGUUCACCUAUCAACUCUUACAAGCCUAUGACUUUUGGUGUCUCCAUCGUGAUCGAGGCGUCAGACUUCAAAUUGGUGGCAGUGAUCAGUACGGCAACAUCACUGCUGGGAUUGAUCUGGUAGGAAGAAUGCAACAGCAAGAGCAAACCAAGGUCCAAGAAGUCUUUGGCCUUACAAUACCCCUCCUCACCACGCCUACCGGCGAAAAGUUCGGCAAAUCAGCUGGGAAUGCCAUCUGGCUUGAUCCGAGCAUGACAAGCCCAUUCGACUUGUACCAGUUCUUUGUCAAGACGCCAGACUCGCAGGUGCCCAUCUACCUCAAGCUGUUUUCGCUGUUGCCUUUAGAGGAGAUUGACCGAUUGGCUGUGCAGCACGCAGAAGCGCCAGAGAAGCGAGUUGUGCAUCAUAUCUUGGCGCGCGAGAUGCUCACUCUCAUUCAUGGCAAGCAAAGGGCAGAUCAGGUCAGCCUUGCCACGCGUCUCUUGUUUCCGGCCGAUUUCGCAGACUCAGGAACUGCAUCACCGACUGCGAAGCAGAUUGUGGAGGCAUUUGAAGGAGAUGGUCGACUUGUCAAGCUGCCAAGCAAGGAUGUCAUCGGCAACACAGUCGCUGCUAUUCUUCGCGCCACGGGCUCUGCUGAAUCCGGCAAAAAGGCCCAAGCUCUUAUUGCUGGUGGCGCUGUGACACGCGGUCUCGAUGCCAUCAAGAUCUCAAGCCACAAAGAAGCCAUCACCGGCGACUGGCUUCUGGAAGACCGCCUUUUGGUAUUGCGCAUCGGCAAGUCCAAGUUUGUGCUCGUGCAAGCGAUCUAAAUCACCAUCACGCUUGACCCCACCACAUUCUGCUCGGCGACAAUGCCAGUCUCUCCUGGGAAUUCCAGCUGACUUGAAUGUCUGUCUGGUAGAGUUGAGGUGAUGAUGGCUGUAUGAUCAGGCAUGCCAGCCCAGCUCAUCCUGCCAGUUGAUUUAACGUUGCAAAGAAGGGUCUUGGCUUACAUCACUCAAGGCCGUCAAACGAAAUCCCGCUCGUACACCCAUGGAAAACUUGAUUCGGCAAGGGACUGUGCAAGGUCCCAUCUUCACGGU